Messenger RNA from Penicillium manginii, 864 nucleotides. Its product is annotated as putative mitochondrial outer membrane protein (Sam35). Gene Ontology annotation, biological process: mitochondrion organization. Gene Ontology annotation, cellular component: SAM complex. The transcript has 3 exons. NCBI's taxonomy places the organism in Eukaryota, Fungi, Ascomycota, Eurotiomycetes, Eurotiales, Aspergillaceae. The record is from RefSeq and is a predicted model, not a curated record. The annotation marks the transcript as partial.
ACGACCGAGGGCGCUCAACAGCCCGGCACAGCUUCCUCAUUCUUUACCGUUCCUCCCCCUAUCAAGAAGUUGUUCGACAAGUUCCCCUUGGCCACGUAUCCGUCCAACGAUCUGCCACAACGAUCUCCGUCUCGCCGACAAGGAAACCAGCUGUUUGUAUUCACCGACGCAGCUGGUGCGCGCAAUGGCCGGCCUUCAUUUAACCCGCAGUGCCUGAAAUGGCAGGCGUAUCUCAAAUUCGUCGGAAUCAACUUCGAAACCACCCCUUCCAACAACCACGCGUCGCCGACUGGCGCUCUCCCCUUCUUGAUCCCAUCGCAGCCAAUCGAAACAGCGAACGCCAUUCCCUCCCAUAAAUUGCAAAAAUGGGCAAUUGAACAAGUCCAUUGCGAGGAGGAACAGCAGCUAAACCUGCGCUUCGAAGUGUACGCAUCCCUGUUAGACACCAGGGUGCGCACUGCAUGGUUAUAUAUGCUGUAUCUUGACAGCCAGAACUUCGAGGCCGUGGCGCGCCGACUGUACGUGGACCCGGCCACCUCAAACACUCUCGUACGAACUGCACUUGGACUGCAACUACAACAAGCAGCUCGCGACGAGCUUCUCAAGACCUCAAAGUACAUCGACGUGGCGGAACUCGAGGGCGACGCCGGAAACGCAUUCGAGGCGCUAUCUUCCUUAUUAGGAGACGAUGACCAUUUCUUUGGAAGGCCGAACCCUGGACUCUUCGACGCGAGUGUUUUCGCCUACACUCAUCUCAUCUUGGACGAUAGUCUGGGUUGGAAGCAAAACCGUCUAGCACAGCUCCUCCGCGAGCACCAAAAUCUUGUACAACACCGGGAAAAACUACUGGGAUUUUUCGCGUGA